AUGGAUUCCAACAGUGUGCACAUCCAGAUGCCUACAGCAAGCCAAGAAGAACCCUCCUCUACUCAGGAUGCUACGAAGAAGCCGCCACAGCAGACCGACGCCGCCGCCACGCGUGAAGCGCCGCCUGUGCGGCCGGCCCUGUCAUGCGCUUCUUCGGACCUCCUGAAGCUCCUGCCGACGGGCACCGUGCUGGCAUUCCAGGCGCUGGCGUCAUCCUUCAGCAACCACGGCGUGUGCCACGAGGCGAACCGGUACCUGGUGCUGUUGCUCAUCGGCGCCUGCACCGCCUCGUGCGUGUUCCUCUCCUUCACCGACAGCCUCGUCGGCCGCGACGGCAGGCUCUAA
Miscanthus lutarioriparius is the source of this 345-nucleotide messenger RNA. Lineage: Eukaryota; Viridiplantae; Streptophyta; Magnoliopsida; Poales; Poaceae. The record is from the annotation of a GenBank genome assembly.